GUCAAUGGAAUCAUGCAUGUGCUACACAUAAUUCCCACAUUCAAAACUUGCACGACUCCACUUCUUCUUUCUCCUCCUCUCCGUACACAAGUUAAAGAUGGCGCCAUGGACGUUGACGCAGUGGUGCGCCUGCAUCAACAUUCCACGGCGCAAACCAGUGCCUUUAUCAAUCGUACCCAUAUGUUUAGCCUGUAUCUCUUGUUUUCUUAUUCUUCUUUAUGUAUCUUUUACUUUUGAUAACUUAUUUCACCUUCCUAAUAAAUCUAUUUCCUUUUCUUCUCCAUUAAUACCAAAACCCGAGUUUCAGGCUCGUGAUCGUGUUGAAAUUCUACCUAUUACUAAUGAUCAUAACAAUGGUAAUGAUGUGAUUUCUUUGUUGUCUAAGGAUGCUUUUGAAGAUCAAAAUGGACCUCCACUUCUUCCUUCUCAUCCUAUUCUCCAUAACAAAACACUUAAACCAAUACCUAAUGGAUCGUUUCAACGUAAACGAUACAAAAUUAAUGAAGAAGUUUACCAUGACACAAAAAUCUUCCUAGCAAGCUACAAGGAGAUGAAAUCAAGCCUUAAAAUCUACAUAUACCCACAUGACAAAAAAGACCCAUUUGCUCAUGCCCUUCUUCCUACAUAUGGUUAUGAACCAAGUGGUAACUAUGCAAGUGAAUCCUACUUCAAAAAUGUUCUUUACAAGAGCCAUUUCAUCACCAACGACCCUUCCAAAGCCGACUUCUUUUACUUGCCUUUCUCGAUUGCGAGCUUACGACACGAUACUAGAAUCGGAGUUCAUGGGCUACCCGAUUUCGUACUAAAUUAUAUGAACAAUGUUACGCAAAAUUACCCUUAUUGGAACCGAUCUGGUGGUGCGGAUCAUUUUUAUGCUGCUUGCCAUUCCGUUAGUAAGAUGGCUACGGAUAAGGUUAAUCAUCUAAAGAGUAAUGCUAUUCAGGUCGUUUGCUCGUCUAGUUACUUUCUUACCAACUAUUAUGCUCACAAGGAUGUUUGUUUGCCUCAAAUUUGGCCUAGGCAUGAAGAACCUAAGAGCAUUUUCUCCAUAUCUCAAAGGAAAAAACUGGCCUUCUUUGCAGGAUCAGGAAUUUCGCCACUCCGGAAAACACUAGUCGAAACAUGGCGAAACGACAGUGACAUAGCAGCACACGGAGGAAGGUUAAAAACACCUUACUCCGAGCACCUACUAGGAAGCAAAUACUGCCUGCACGUAAAAGGGUUCGAGGUAAACACAGCUCGAAUAGGAGAUGCAAUGUACUAUGGCUGUGUUCCUGUUAUUCUAGCAGACUAUUAUGACCUUCCAUUCAUGGAUAUCUUGAAUUGGAAGAGCUUCUCUGUGGUGAUAACUGCCAAUGACAUUCCUAACUUGAAGAAAAUCUUACAGAGUAUAAGCCCUAAGAAAUAUGCUGCUUUGCAAGCUAAUGUUUUGAAGGUGAGGAAGCAUUUUAAGUGGAAUAAUUCUCCAACUGAUUUUGAUGCAUUUUAUACUGUCAUGUAUGAACUUUGGCUUAGAAGAAGCUCCAUCAAGGUCAUGUCUUUCAAGAGUUCUUGACCUUCACAAUUAUAGUGUACACACGACAACAGUGCUAAAGACUUAAUCCCAAAAAAUUACGGUCGACUAUAUCGUUAUGAGAUGUGAUUAGAUUUUACCGAGCUAGUUGUCAAAAACCUACUAGCACUCACGGAGGGAGGUUUUGGAAUUAUAAUGUAUAUUUCAUUAUUUUGCUUCAUAAGGAUACUUCCGUUUUUAGAUAUGAAGGCAUGUUUGUCUUACCAAUUACCAUAUUCAUUGAUUGAGCAUAUUUCUAUAUAUUCCCUCUAUUUCAUUUA
Messenger RNA from Amaranthus tricolor (Joseph's coat), 1833 nucleotides. RefSeq names its product probable glycosyltransferase At5g03795. NCBI's taxonomy places the organism in Eukaryota, Viridiplantae, Streptophyta, Magnoliopsida, Caryophyllales, Amaranthaceae. The transcript has 3 exons. Gene Ontology annotation, molecular function: glycosyltransferase activity. The record is from RefSeq and is a predicted model, not a curated record. Bases 98 to 1555 code for a protein of 485 amino acids.